AUGGACGAAAGUUUUCCUUUUCUGUAUGCAUAUGAAACUAUUAUUGACGACGAAGGAGGGGACAGAUCGGAGGAGAGCUGCUUCCUACACACGGAGGAGAGUCUGAUGAGACAGAUCCAUCGAAACAAGUGUUAUUAUUUCUAUGGUUAUAUUGCAAAUCAGCAGUCUAUGAGGGAAAUCAGCCACGUGUUCGACGUAUCAAUGUCAACGGUACAUGCCACAUUGAAAAGAGUCAAUAAUGCUAUCAACAAAAAAUUAUGGAAUGUUAUACAGUGGCCAGAUUUUAAUGAACAAAAUGAAAUUGCUAGAGAAUUUCAACUUCGUUGUGGACUCCCAGAUAUAGUUGGUGUAUUAGAUGGUACACACAUCCGCCUUGCUUCUUGCAUCAACGGUGAUACUGACUAUAUGAAUAGGAAACAUUUUCCGUCCAUCCAGCUUCAGAUAGUGGUAGACCAUGACAUGUUAAUCAGAGACAUUUACACUGGAUGGCCUGGGUCAACCCAUGAUGCAAGGGUAUUCCGAAAUUCAAAUUUAUUUACCAAUGCCACCACAGGAAAUUGCAUUGAUGUCAAUAAAUACAUAAUUGCUGACAGUGCUUAUCCGUUAAAACAAUGGCUCAUAACCCCCUUCAAAGACAAUGGCAGAUUAAAUGCUCAGCAGCGAAGGUUUAACAGGGUAUUAUCAUCAGCAAGGCAAGUCGUUGAACGCAGCAUUGGCCAUCUUAAAAAACGUUUUAGGCGUUUGACAGAGGUCACUAUUCAUCAUCCAGAAGAAAUUGUAAAAACUAUUGUUUCUGGGUGCAUUCUACACAACCUAUGUAUCAUUCAUGAAGACAGUGUGGAAGGCUUUGUGGAAAUAAACAAUGAUGGUCAUCCAAAUCACUUUCCCAACUUAUACAAUGAUGGACAAGAUGGAAUACACAGACGGCAACAGCUUAUGCAGAUGUUGCCAUGA
Molecule: messenger RNA, 954 nt
Organism: Saccostrea cuccullata (small rock oyster)
Lineage: Eukaryota; Metazoa; Mollusca; Bivalvia; Ostreida; Ostreidae
Exons: 4
Coding region: 1-954 (317 amino acids)
Source: RefSeq, a predicted model, not a curated record